CUCCCCCCAUUACGCCCAUUCUCCUUCUCCCUCCUUCCGGUCUUUCAUCCAUCCCAUCCUAGACCUCAUAUCGUAUUUCCUAAUCCUCCUCCAACAUGGAGAACCAACGGAUCUCCGAUUUCCUCGCCGACCAGCUGCAGCAAGCUCCCGAGCAAUGCCAGGCCUAUUUCCUGAGCUUCGAAGAUUACUGGGAACGCAAACUAUGGCAUCAGCUUACGGAUUCCUUGAUUGAAUUCUUCCGUCUACCAGAGAGCGCCGCUCAGCGACUACCGAUAUUCAAGAGUUUCGUCCUCAGCUUCGCCGACAGAAUCAAUCAGCUCAAGUUCGUCUCGCUGGGGUUGAUGGCGUCAACAGAAUGCUCAAAUGACCAAGAACGCCUCACCUUCCUCACAUCGCUGGCAGACAAAGUCAACAAGCCCGAGUCACAAGAUGCUUACAUCUACGCCCUCGCGGACGUCGCCAACGUCAAGCAACGGCUACAAGACCUGAACGGUGCGCAGAAGGACCUGGAGACAUGCCAGAAAGUGCUGGACACGUUUGACUCCGUUGAGACCGUCGUGCACGCAUCCUUCUAUAAAGUCAACGCGGACUACUACCACGCCAAACAAGAAUUCGCAUCCUUCUACAAGAACGCCCUCCUCUACCUCGCCUGCAUCAACCUCGAGGAUCUCAGCGAAGCCGAGCGCAUUUCCCGCGCAUACAACCUUAGCGUGGCCGCGCUCGUCUCCGACACCAUCUACAACUUCGGUGAACUCCUCCUGCACCCGAUCCUGGACUCCCUCACCGAGACGCCGCACAGCUGGCUGCGCGAGCUCCUGUUCGCCUUCAACCGCGGCGACCUGACCGCCUACGACGUCCUCGCCGGAAACAUCUCCAAGAACCAGCUGCUCGAGCAACACCGCAUUUUCCUGUACCAGAAGAUCUCCCUGUCCGCGCUGACGGAGAUGGUCUUCCGUCGGCCCCCGCACGACCGCAACCUGACUUUCUCGUCCAUCUCCGCCGAAACGAAGGUCAAGCCCCAGGAGAUCGAGCAUCUGAUCAUGAAGGCGCUUUCGCUAGGUCUGCUCAAGGGUGCCAUUGAUCAGGUGGCUCAGGUCGCCCAGAUCAACUGGGUGCAGCCGAAGGUUUUGGAUAUGAAGCAGAUCGAGGGCAUGCGGAACCGUCUGAAGGAUUGGGAUGCUGGUGUCAACCAGCUGGGUCACUGGAUCGAGGGCGUUGGAAAGGAUGUGUGGGCUGCAUAGGUCCCAUUUUCUAUCUCUUUUAUAUCGUCUUCUGUUCCUUAUGAUUAGUCCUGUCUGAUGGGUAAAAGACUUACCAUGCAUGUAUGUACGAACAAGUACUAGAACCUCAUUAUAAUUGAGAUCUACGAAGC
Molecule: messenger RNA, 1372 nt
Organism: Aspergillus eucalypticola CBS 122712
Lineage: Eukaryota; Fungi; Ascomycota; Eurotiomycetes; Eurotiales; Aspergillaceae
Product: proteasome regulatory particle lid subunit RPN9
Exons: 3
Coding region: 96-1241 (381 amino acids)
Biological process (GO): ubiquitin-dependent protein catabolic process
Cellular component (GO): nucleus; cytosol; proteasome regulatory particle, lid subcomplex
Molecular function (GO): structural molecule activity
Source: RefSeq, a predicted model, not a curated record